UCUCAGUUUAUUCUCAGGUCUCUCCAACUAAAACAUAACAUCGUCUGCUGCUAGUAGCGGAAGCGGACCAAACACUGUUCAUGUCUUCUGUUUUCGGUCUCUUCGAUUAUUCACAAUCAAUCCCGUGCCAUAACUUGCAGACCGAAUGAAGUUCCAAGGAUGAUGUUUUGAUUUUACCGGUCCUAUAUUACAACCUCUUUAACCUCCGCCGGGCUCGUGGUGUCGAUGGUCAUUAUGGGUUACGGUCGAUGUCUCAGUUUCAUAUUUCAUUUCAAGAGCUCUUUGAAACAGAUCAGUAACUGCUACAGAUUCUUUUCAGCUACGCCGGAAUGGGAACCAGUCGUGGGUUUGGAAAUUCACGCUCAGAUACAGUCAUCAUCCAAACUGUUCUCCGGUGCUGAUACCAAUUUCCAGACUCCAACUAAUCGGUCAGUUGCUCUGUUUGAUGCCGCUUUCCCUGGCACCCUUCCUGUGCUGAAUCGAAGGUGUGUUGAAGCUGGCACCUUGACAGCCUUAGCUCUGUCCUGCGACUUGAAUCAAGUAUCUACUUUUGACCGAAAACAUUACUUUUAUUCUGAUCUUCCUGCGGGUUACCAAAUUACUCAACAUAGAUUUCCUCUAGCCCAGAAUGGACUGUUGAAUUUUAUUGUAUAUAAGGGUGGUAGUGAUAGCCGUUUGUAUGAGAAAACUUCACAAAUUCAUCAAAUACAGCUUGAACAGGACAGUGGGCGCUCUCUUCACGAUGAAAUCAGGAGUCUUGUUGAUUUAAACCGAGCAGGGCUUCCUCUGAUGGAACUUGUUUUUAAGCCUGACCUGUCAGAUGGUGAAGAGGCUGCAGCUCUUGUCAAAGAACUUAUUUUAGUUUUGACUAGAUUGGGUACAUGCUCUUGCAAAAUGGAAGAGGGUGCUCUUAGAGUGGAUGCCAAUGUUUCUGUCCACAGAAGAAAUAGUCCUUUAGGAACACGGACAGAAAUUAAAAAUAUUGGUGCAAUUCGGGCUGUUGCCAAUGCAGUUGACUAUGAGAUUGACCGACAGAUCAGAGUACUUCAAUGUGGCAAAGAGGUUGUGAAUGAAACAAGAUCUUGGGAUGCAGAACGUAUGAGAACUGUACCAAUGAGAGACAAAGAAGAGAAACAAGAUUAUAGGUACAUGCCAGAACCUAACUUACCACCUUUGCAUUUGCGUUUGACAAAUGACCAGCCAAUGCACUCUAAUAUGGUUGAUGUAACCCAGCUUAUAAAUAAGGUUCCUGAGUCUCCAUUCCAAAUGCGUGUUAGAUUUCAGAAAGAUUAUGGCUUAUCUCUUUUGCAAGCAGUCCGUUUAGUUAGUGAAGAUAUGUUGCUUCCACUUUUUUUUAAUGCUAUGAAUAUGAAGCAGGACAGAGAUGCUGUGAUACUCACAGAUCUGCUCCUAAAUGAUGUGUUAAGCUAUUUUAAUGAGGAUGACAGCUGUAAUGUGGUGUUUAAAGCUGAUGAUAUGGGGACAAUUACAGACAUGAUGAAGGACGGAGUCAUUAGUAAAAGUAUUGCUAGGAUAAUUCUCAAAGAACUUUCUCAAUCCCCUGCCUUGUCAGCUAAAGAGGUCAUGGAGAAAAAUAAUUUAUCACUAAUUUGUGACCCGGCUAUCAUUGAACGGCUGUGUCGUUCCGUAACACAAGAAAACGCCAAUAUGUUGAAAAAACAUCUCGCAGGAAAGAAAGACUCCACCAAGGUUCUAGAAACCAAAGUUUGGAAGAAAUCGGAGGGAAGGGCAAAUAUGAAUCUAGUUAAAGAAUGGUUUAAAACAAAUUACCCUUUCUCUAAAAAAUAAAAUUUGAUCUAGUAGAAGAACAAUA
This is a messenger RNA of Thrips palmi, 1834 nucleotides long. RefSeq names its product glutamyl-tRNA(Gln) amidotransferase subunit B, mitochondrial (gene GatB). The record is from RefSeq and is a predicted model, not a curated record. The transcript is spliced from 10 exons. Lineage: Eukaryota; Metazoa; Arthropoda; Insecta; Thysanoptera; Thripidae. Bases 226 to 1809 code for a protein of 527 amino acids. Gene Ontology annotation, biological process: mitochondrial translation; glutaminyl-tRNAGln biosynthesis via transamidation. Gene Ontology annotation, molecular function: glutaminyl-tRNA synthase (glutamine-hydrolyzing) activity.